AUGUCUGGACUUCGACAACGCAAAACAAUUAUUGAAGAUGAGGGGCCUCCACCGAGGCCUAUUUUUAAGAGUGUUGCAGCGGUCGAUCUCUUUCCAAAGCCAAAAGAAGACUAUCGUCGGACACAAACGCAUCAAGGAGCCAUAGUGAGUCUAGUUACUGUGACCAUAAUAUGUCUACUUGUUUUUUGGGAAGUUUCUGCUUACCUUAUGGGUCGAGAUGCUUUUAAAACAGAGCUUAGUGUUGAUACAAAAGUUUCAGAGAAAGUUCUCUUUAAUAUUGAUAUCACUUUUCCUAAUGUACCAUGUCAUGAAGUUUCAUUGAUUGUCUUGGACGUUACAGGUACAUUUAAAUUUAAUGUUACCCGUAAUCUUCAAAAACUCCCUGUUACCUCGGAUGGUGAAAUUGCUUUUGCUGGUGAUCUUGACUUCCUUCAAGAUUCUACUAAUUUUCACUAUGACCCCAAAAAAGAUCAUGACUCCCCAGAGUAUUGUGGAAAUUGUUUUAUUGAUGAGGAAUAUAAGUAUGUUGAUAAAGAAAAUAAACUUUGCUGUAAUUCAUGUGAUGAUGUGAUGAAAAUGCAUGACAAGUACAAUUUUCAACGUCCACCGCUAAAUACUGUUAAACAAUGUAUGUACGAGCUAUCAUUAACAAAUCCAGGAUGUAAUUUUAAAGGGUCUUUAAAACUUAAAAAAGUAAGUGGAUUGCUUAUGUUUACACCGAAAAGAGGUAAAUAUGGAUUUAAAAUCGCAGAUGUUAUGCAGUUUGAUGCAAGCCAUAUUAUAAAAAAAUUUUCCAUAGGGGAUGAACGUGUGUCUCGUUUUUCUCGACGAGGGGUUUACUACCCACUAAAUGGACAAACAUUUGAUGCUCAAAGACGCUUUGCUGAGGUUAAGUACUUUUUGAAAGUGGUACCUACAGGAUACUUAACUGAUAAAGGGAAUGAGGUACUGGGAUCUACUUAUGAGUACAGUGUGCAAUGGAGUAAUCGUUUCAUACCUAUUGGGUUCGGACAUCUACCUUCAGUGGAAUUUUCCUUUGAUUUUUCUCCAAUCCAAGUAAACAAUUACUUUAAACGACCACCAUUCUAUCAUUUUCUCGUCCAGUUAUGUGGUAUAGUUGGUGGACUAUUUGUUGUUCUUGGAAUGAUCGAUGGUCUUGUUGUGCGAAUUGGACGCUUCUUUUGA
Molecule: messenger RNA, 1185 nt
Organism: Trypanosoma theileri
Lineage: Eukaryota; Euglenozoa; Kinetoplastea; Trypanosomatida; Trypanosomatidae
Product: ERGIC and golgi family 3
Exons: 1
Coding region: 1-1185 (394 amino acids)
Cellular component (GO): COPII-coated ER to Golgi transport vesicle; endoplasmic reticulum
Source: RefSeq, a predicted model, not a curated record